Messenger RNA from Onychostoma macrolepis, 2725 nucleotides. RefSeq names its product tripartite motif-containing protein 16-like. Gene Ontology annotation, molecular function: protein binding; zinc ion binding. The transcript has 6 exons. Lineage: Eukaryota; Metazoa; Chordata; Actinopteri; Cypriniformes; Cyprinidae. The coding region runs from base 95 to 1780 and encodes 561 amino acids. The record is from RefSeq and is a predicted model, not a curated record.
CACAGAACCAGGAAACAGGAAACACGUGCGUUCAGGGCAAACUGAAGUGUGGUUGAGCUAUUGAGAGUUUGUGUCUCUGUUUUCAUGCAGUAAAAUGGCCGAAGCCAGAGUUUUUCAAGAUGAGUUCUUGUGUCCAAUGUGUCUGAAUCUCCUGAAGGAUCCAGUGGCUAUUCCCUGUGGACACAGUUACUGUAAGAGCUGUAUUACAGGCUACUGGGAUCAAGAGGUUCAGAAUAGAGUCAGCUGCCCUCAGUGCAGACAGACCUUCAGUCCAAGACCUGCUUUAGCUACAAACACCAUCUUGGCCGAAGUAGUGAAGAAACUGAAGAAGAGGAAACAUCCUGCUGACUGUGAUACUGGAGCUGGAGGUGUGCAGUGUGACGUCUGUACUGGAAGAAAAUGCAAAGCCAUCAAGUCCUGUCUGGUGUGUCAGGAAUCUUACUGUCAAACGCAUUUUGAGCGUCAUGAGGAGUUUCAUUCACAUAAGCCACACAAAGUGACCGAUGCCACUGGGCGACUGCAGGAGAAUAUCUGCCAGAAACAUGAUAAGAUCCUUGAGAUUUUCUGUCGCACUGACCAGAAAUGUAUUUGUAUGCUGUGUACGAUGGAUGAACAUAAAAACCACGACACUGUAUCAGUUGCAGCACAGAGGACAGAGAAACAGAAGCAGCUGAAGGAGACGCAGAAGACGCUCCAGCAGAGAAUCCAGCAGAGAGAGAAAGAUCUCCAGCAGCUGAGAGAGGCUGUGAAGUCUCAUAAGCGCUCUGCACAGACAGCAGUGGAGGACAGUGAGAGGAUCUUUACUGAGCUCAUCCGCUCCAUUGGGAGAAGCCAAUCUGAGCUGAUACGGCUGAUCAGAGAUCAGGAAAAGCACGCAGUGAGUCGAGCUGAAGGACGACUGGAGCGACUGGAGCAGGAGAUCAAUGAUCUGAGGAGGAGAGACGCUGAGCUGGAGCAGCUUUCACACACACAGGAUCACAUCCAGUUCCUGCAGAGUUUCCAGUCUCUCUCAGCACCUCCUGAAUCUAAAGAUGUAAAUGAGAAACCCUUCAGUUCUCUCGUCUCUUUUGAUAAUCUGAGAGAAUCUGUUCAUCAGCUGAGAGACAAACUGGAGGAUUUCUGCAAAGAGGAGCUCAAGGAGAUCUCAGACAGAGUCACAUUCACCAGGAUCAGGAACAACUUCCUACACUAUUUCCAUCGGCUCACUCUGGAUCUGAACACAGUGAAUAGACGCCUCUGUCUGUCUGAGAGGAAAAGAGUUAUUACUUACACUGACACAGUUCAGUCGUACCCUGAUCAUCCAGACAGAUUUGAUUGUGUGUCUCAGGUGUUGUGUAAAGAGAGUGUGUGUGGAUGCUGUUACUGGGAGCUGGAGUGGAGUGGAAUGGGUGGCGUGAGGACAUCAGUGUCAUAUAAGAGCAUCAACAGGAAGGGAGAGGGCAAAGAGUGUUGGUUUGGAUCUAAUGAUCAGUCCUGGAGUUUGAUCUGCUCUUCCUCCAGUUACUCAUUCAGACACAAUAACAUAGAGACUGAUCUCCCUGUGAAGCCCAUCAGCCGUAGAAUAGGAGUGUAUGUGGAUCACGGUGCAGGAACUCUGUCCUUCUACAGCGUCUCUGACACAAUGAGCCUCAUCCACACAGUCCAGACCACAUUCACUCAGCCGCUCUAUCCGGGGUUUUUGGUUAAUUAUAAAUCAUCAGUGAAACUGUGUCAGGGUUCGUGCCCUUUUUUACCAAUAAAUUUCAAUGACUUUUCCAAGACUUUUAAGACACAUUCAUGACCUAAUUUUCCAUUAUUUUACAAUUAGAAUACAAAUCGAUUCAAAUUUAUCAUAGCAUAUGUUCACUAAAAUAAACAAUAAUGAAUGCUACUUGUUUGAUUUUGAUUUGUUUUAAUAAUGAGUACAAGGUACAACUGCACUAGUUGUUACUGUCACGCCCCUGGACUGUUUCGUUGUGGGUUUUGCUCCCCAUGUGUUCCCUGUGACCCAGUUUCUCCCCAGUCUGACUGUUAAUUUGAUUCCAGGUGUGUCUCCUUAGUUCACACUGCAGGCUAAAGUGGCCCAAAUCCAACUUUUUUGCCAAAUGUGACCCAUAUCUGAUUUUCUUAUGACAGUCUGAACAGCACAAAUCAGAUUUUUCUCAAAUCAGGCCCAGGCCACUUUCAUAUGUGGUCCUAAAUCGGAUACAUAUCCGAUGUUUUGCAAUGCGACUUAAGUCUGAACGGCCAUGUCACAUUUCAUGCGAUUUUUACGUCAUUGAAAUGCGCCAGACGUCACAGUUCUGCGCUGGAGGAAAUGGUGCUCUCCUUUUUCUUAAUGUUCUUCUUCUUAUCACUUCGUUAUUUAGGCUCCGAUUGCACAUUAACUUAAAAAUUGCUAAACACAGGCUAACACGAGCAGCAUCCAUUUUUAUUUCCAUGCGUCUGACGUCACGUCUUCUUCUGCGCAUGCGGGUCACUUCAGGGCCGUAUACGGUUCACACAUGAGACUGAUGGCUGUCGCAUUUAAAUGACAAUGUGAACAACAGCGCAAAAAAUCUGAGCAUUAAGACCUGCAGUGUGAACUAAGUCGUUCCCUCGUUAAAACUCAAAAAUCUGCUGAAGCUGGUUGCCUUAAAAUUUUAAGUUGGUUCAACUUUUUUUUUUUUUUACAGUGUAGUGUUUGUCGGUUCUUGAACGUCUUUCUCUGUGUCUUCUACGUGUUUGGAUUAAUAAAGACUGUGUU